AUCAACAAUAACAACGUUCACAAAUGGCGUGGUCGGAAAUUUACCAUUUUUUUUAAAAAAAUGUCAUAACUAUAAAUUUUUUAGUUUAAAUGUAAAACCAAGUAGACGACUGUCGUAUAAUGAGUAUUUACAAAAAAGUGGACUUUUACGAGCUGUGCAGGCUUUGCAUGUGUGUGGGCGGUCAAAAACAACAUCUUUUCAAGAGUCGAGAAAGCUGUGAUAGACAGUUGCCAUUGAAAUUGCAGAAGUGCAUCCCGUUGCAGAUCAAAGAAAGUGACUCACUACCCAAAGGCAUUUGCGAAAACUGCAUAGCAAAAGUAGAAGAAUUCUUUGACUUUGUAGAUCAGUGUGUUAAUACAGAAUCUAUGUUGAAGAGUUAUUGUGCCACUUUGAGUGUAUCUGAUCAAAUGAAAUGUCAAGGAAAAGUUUAUGUUCGAGAACCAAUAGAAGCUCAAUCCAGAGAAAACUCCAAAAGUCCUAAAAAAAAUGAUGAUGAUCGUAUGUCGUCGUUACUCACAAUGCAAAGUUUAUCAAAUCUUGUUCAGUCUGGCUCAAUACAAAUAGUGAAUGAUAUCAAUAGUCGAUAUCAGGACUUCAAUAAAUAUGAUAUGCAGCAAGUGAUAACGAGCACAACGCCUGGCGUUGAAUCUAUGAAGUAUAAUUACACUAUGGCCAACAAUCCUCAUCAAUCGACUCAAACAGAUUCUUCUAAUGAUGAAAACGAUAUUAGUGAAAAUGUUCAAACAAUUUACUCUGUACCUGAUAUGCCUAGUCCGAAAAAAGAUGAUUCUGAAAUGAAUGCACAUUCUUUAUCGUAUGUAACUCCUUUAACUGUAGAGCCUGAAAUGCUACAUUUUCAAUUUAAUAAAUCUGAAAGUACUGAUCCAGAUUCUGAUCUAGAAAAUUGUAAAAUUGAUGUACCAGAUAACGAGAAACCAUAUAUAAAUGGAUUUUUAUCAGCGGAAGGUGCUCUAGCUUCGUGCACUGCUUGUGGAAAAGUAUUAGAAAGCGAAGAAGAAAUUGUAAUGCACAGUCAAAUGUGUAGAGCAAUGGUAAACAAUGUUAGUAUUCCUCAUUUACCUGCCAAAAGUACGAGAGAUACGAUGCCACCUCGAUUUCCAUGUGACGUUUGUGAGAAGAAAUUCAAAAGAAAAGAGCAUUUAAUUCAGCAUCGGAAACUUCAUACCGGAGAACGACCUUAUAGCUGUGAAACCUGUGCAAAGUCGUUUAGCCGUAAAGAGCACCUCAUGAGACACAUGUUAAGCCAUACAGGCCAACGAUUAUAUGGAUGUGAUUUAUGCCAUAAACAUUUUAGCCGUAAGGACAAUCUACACAAACAUCGAACCACCCAUGGAGUGACUGGACCUCUCGUUUGUGAAAUAUGUGGAAAAUCAUUUAUUGUGAAACAUUACUAUGAUAUGCACAUGGCAACUCAUAAUGAUGUAGACGAUAGCCAAUUGCCAUACAGUUGCGAUAUAUGUAAAAAACGCUUCGCCACUAGUCAAUUUUUGGUAACUCACAGGUUUAGGCAUAGAACCAAAAACAAUUAUGCUAUUCCAAGACUUGAAAAACCACAGCCGGGUUCGAUUAUGGGAGCGGCACAAAGUGAAGAUGAUGAACAGCAGCAAAAUCAAAAUCAAGUGCCAAACAGUGCUUAUCAAGUUGCCUACAACGAUAAUAACUCAUAAUUAUUGUGUGCAAGUUUUACAAAAACCCUAAAUAACUAGGGUUUUCAGGGUGAAUAUGGGUUCCUACAAACAUUAGGUUAAGAGUUACAAUAUUUUUUUACAUUAUUAGUUUGAUUGUUGUCUUGCCACUCCAUAUCGAAA
This is a messenger RNA of Adelges cooleyi (spruce gall adelgid), 1829 nucleotides long. Its product is annotated as zinc finger protein 70-like. Gene Ontology annotation, molecular function: zinc ion binding; RNA polymerase II cis-regulatory region sequence-specific DNA binding; DNA-binding transcription factor activity. The transcript is spliced from 9 exons. Gene Ontology annotation, biological process: regulation of transcription by RNA polymerase II. The record is from RefSeq and is a predicted model, not a curated record. The coding region runs from base 120 to 1688 and encodes 522 amino acids. Gene Ontology annotation, cellular component: nucleus. NCBI's taxonomy places the organism in Eukaryota, Metazoa, Arthropoda, Insecta, Hemiptera, Adelgidae.